AACAAUUCAGACAAAACAAUACUCCACCCAGUUAUAUUUAAAAAUUCCUACACCUGUAAACGACGAAUUUUCCAGUUACAUUUAAUGUUACAUAGUAACAUAAAUAAUUAACAUCGUCGACAAUCGUGAUCAUUAUUCAUUAUGAUUUUUUCGUUUAAUUAAUCGUCCAAUUAUUGCGUUUCGUUUUCUAUUAAUUUUUUUUUUCUUUAAAACAUUGUUUUUUUUUAAAUGUGUGUUAAAGUCCGAAAAAGUGCUUAAACAAAAAAAAAUAUGUUUCGCUUGAUGUAUUUGUUGUUUAUGUUCGUCUGUUGGACGAACGCCCAGUACGAAUGGCAACCUAAAGAUGCUGUGGAUGAAAUUCGGCUUAAGUUAGACAAAAUAAAUUCUGAAAACUGCGGUUUUCAACCAUUGAGUGAGAUAUAUUUACCCGAAGAUACCGUGUCGCAUAUACCGGAUAUAAAAGAUGUCGUGAUCAAUCCUGUAUUCCCCAAUCGUACGGCUUUGCUGCAUUUAAGCAACAUGGCAUUAAAUAGAGGAUUUUUCUUUAGUUAUAUAUCACAAGCCAGAUUUAUAAGACCAGCAAUCAAUGAUACAUACGAUCCAGGUAUGAUGUAUUAUUUCUUAUCGACAGUUGCUGAUGUGUCAGCUAAUUCUCACAUUAACGCCAGUGCUAUAUAUUUUGCACCAAACAUGUCUUAUUCCCCAUCUUACAGAGGAUUUUUCAAUAAGACAUUUCCGUAUUUUGCUCCCAGGACAUUUCGAGCUGAUGAUUUUAAUGAUCCUAUACAUUUGGAAAAAAUGUCAACCUUAAAUACGUUUACUGUCAGAGAUUUGGGUGCAUUUUCUAAUGAAAGUCUUACAAAAGAUUAUACAUCAAAACAUUAUGGAACUAAUGAAUGGUAUUCAAAAUGGCUUCCUGAUAAUGUUGUUGGGCGCCAUGAUACUAAGACUACUUACCAGGUAGAAAUUCGUUAUGCCAAUAACACAAAUGAAACACACACAUUCCAUGGACCACCUGGGGCUGAUGAUAUUCCUGGUCCAAUCAAAUGGACAAGACCAUAUUUUGAUUGUGGACGUAGUAACAAAUGGUUAGUAGCAGCUGUUGUACCAAUUGCUGACAUAUAUCCUCGACAUACUGGAUUUCGACAUGUUGAAUACCCUACUUAUACAGCGGUAUCAGUAAUAGAAAUGGAUUUUGAGCGAAUAGAUAUUAAUCAAUGUCCUAUAAGUGCAGGAAAUUCUGGUCCUAAUCGUUUUGCAGAUACAGCAAAAUGUAAAGAAGAAACUACACUAUGUGAACCAUUGGAUGGGUGGGGUUUUCGGCGAGGUGGUUAUCAAUGUCGAUGUUUACCUGGUUAUCGAUUGGGAAAUACAGUUCGUCGUCCAUUCCUUGGAGAAAUUAUAGAACGGGCUACACUUGAACAAUAUUACAGUGGAGUAUUUGACUGUAAACGGAUUGGAUGGCUUCAAAGUAAAAUUGUUUUCCCAAGUCAAAUGGAUCCAUAUCUUCGUGAACAAUAUUUAGAAAAAAAUUCUGAGUACAAAAACUUUACUCCAGGAUUAGGAUCUGUUAAAGAUUCACAUAUUAAUAUCCAUGAAGUUAUCAAUGCCAUACGAGGAGUAAAUCCAAAUAAUUGCCAUAAUUAUCGAAAAGAAGACUUACAACUAUUAGGUGACUAUGGAUUUGGAGCACAUCAGCAAUUUGCUAAUGAAGCUAAAAUGGCUGUUCGCCUUGCUAACUUUAUUAGUGCAUUUUUACAAAUAUCUGAUCCAAAAGAAGUUUACUCUGGUACACGAUUGGCUGACAAGCAUUUAUCUGAAGAUCAAAUGAUUGGAGAAGCAUUGGCUAUUGUAAUGGCAGAUUUUAAAAUAUGGUCAGCUGGUAUAUUUUGGGAUACGAAUAAAUUUCCCAAUCGUACUUUAUUUGCUCCAUAUGCUUAUAAAACAGUAAAUUAUGGUCGUAAGGUCUUUGUUGAAGAUUUAGCCAGAUUAAACAAGUCUGAUGAAGUAUAUACAAAUAAAGAAUGGUUUACUUUUACAAAACAACGAUGGUCUACUAAUUUUGAUAGUUUAGAAAAGUUUUAUGUCAAGUUAAAAUUACGAUAUACUGAAGAAGGAGGACAUUUGAACAAAUUUGAAUAUUAUCCUACAUUUUAUAAAGCUGCAAAUUUGGAUCAUGGUUAUUGGUCAGCUCCUUAUUAUGAUUGUAACGGUCCUGCAAAAGAUUGGUUCAUUCGUUACGCUGUUCCAUUCUUUGGCUGGGAUAGUCUUAAGGUUAAAUUGGAAUUUAAAGGAGCAAUUACAGUGACUAUGCCACUUUUGAAUUUGGACAUAAAUCAGUGUCCUCAAAAAUUUUAUGAUCCCAAUGCAUUUAAAGGAACACAUAAAUGCGAUCAACGCAGUUCAUACUGUGUACCAAUACAAGGGCGUGGUUACGACACUGGUGGUUACAAAUGCGAAUGUAUACAAGGUUAUGAAUUUCCAUUUGAGGAAGAAGAUUUCACUUAUUUUGAUGGCCAAAUGAUGGAAGAUGAAUUUAUGCAUAUGUUACAUAACAAUAAAACUAGGUAUGAUACUUUCAAAUGUCGUAUAGCUGGAGCUGCACUUCCUCUUAGUAAUGUUUUUUAUGUUAUGGCAUUAGUUUUAUGUAGUUUAUUAAUGUGGGCUAAAUAACUAUUAUGCAAAUUAGACUGAUGUGUUGUAUCAAAAAUAUAUUAUUUAAUUAUGUUUUUAAGUUAAAUGGAUAUUUACAAAUUACUUAAAGUUAUAACAUUUCAAUUAUUUUAUUUUUAAUUUCAAUCAAUUUUGACUGAAUCUCUUGUUUUGAAACUCAUCAAUUUGACAUUAAUAUUCUGAGUAGAAUUAAGUUUUUACACAUAUAUGAUAUUUUUAAAGGAUUUUUAAUGUAUUUUUAUUUGUACUUUCUUAAAAUGAAUAAUACUUAAUUUUUAGUUAUUUUUAUCCUGUUUUAUAACUAACAGAUGCAGUGCAUAUGUUAUGUUCAAACUAAAUCCGUCCAUUAAAUGUGAUCAAAUAGUAAUUUUAACUAUGUAAAUGUUAAUAAUUAAGUUUUUAAUUUUUAUAUGAUAUUCUCAUUAAUUUCGUUGGAAACACAUCAGUAUUUUAUUUUUUGUGAG
This is a messenger RNA of Rhopalosiphum maidis (corn leaf aphid), 3137 nucleotides long. RefSeq lists its product as uncharacterized. The record is from RefSeq and is a predicted model, not a curated record. The transcript has 14 exons. NCBI's taxonomy places the organism in Eukaryota, Metazoa, Arthropoda, Insecta, Hemiptera, Aphididae. Bases 271 to 2673 code for a protein of 800 amino acids.